AUAGCUUACUGCCCUUGGUUGUUGUCCAAUACUACAGAAGACCAUCCAAGCUUGUCGCCGAACAUUUGUCAGGCUUUUCGCGCAACGUAUGUUACAAUGACAAAGCUAGACGGUGCACUGCAAAGGCAUAACGAGAUUAGGACGGCUCUUCGCUUCUUUCUCAGCUCUUUGUACAAGCACAAGCAAUCAACUAGCGUCGCGGAACCAAAGGAGGUCCUUUCUGAGUUCCUGCGCUUUAAAGCGUACACGUCUUCUCUCCAGGUGCUUCACACGCCGCCUGACGUGCACAAGGAGGAAGGCGGAAAGCGUAGCCGAAAGCGGUCGUGAACCGCUUAAGACUGCAGCGGCCGUCUGAUAAAGUAUAAGCCAUGAGCUCGACAGAUCAUGGCGUCGGCGGCUUUGGGCAUAUCUUGCAGCAGCACUUAUCCAGUUCGCGGCUUGCAGCGGACAAUCUAGUUAGUCUUCCUGGCCAGUGGGCUGCGUCUCUCCAAACAUUGUGCAAAGGCGGCUGGGCAAACCGUAUCGUGCAAGCUGGUGAAGGACGGCGUCGCGAUGAUGCCGGACAGUGCUUGUCAGCUCGCCCGGGACAGAAGCCAUGGUCUAAAGCAUUUGGGGCACAAAGGCCUAGUAUAGUUAUCAGCAGCCACAGAUCUCCCUUCGCCUCCAUCACAGGCAGCAGCACUCCCAACACCACUCCCGCCCCAGCCAACACCACCAGCCCCUUCCCGCCGUCUUCUCCCCUUCCUAGUCCCCUUCCCUUAUCUUCCACCACCAUCUCCGCACCCCCUCCAGCCAUCUCAACCUCCUCCCUCUCGGUUCCCACCUCCUCCGCCAUUCCUCCAUCCCCAUUCCCCGCACCCUUCCCAGCCAGUCAAGCUCCCUCCGCAGCUGCCGCAGCGUCUUCCUCCUCGGUCAACGCAGCCGCAGCCGCUGCCAAGGCCGAUCUGGGUCGCGCCACCUGGACGCUGCUGCACACCCUGGCGGCACAGCUGCCGGAGCGGCCCUCCCGGCAGCAGCAGCGGGACGUGGCGGCGCUGGUGGACUGCCUCACGCGGGUGUACCCGUGCGGGGACUGCGCCAGGCACUUUGCGGAGAUGGUCAGGCGUGAUCCCCCCGUGGUUCGAUCUGGGUCGGAGUUCCGUCGCUGGCUGUGCGGCAUCCAUAACCGCGUCAACGCGCGGCUGGGCAAGCCGUCCUUCAACUGCGAGCUGGUGGAGGCGCGCUGGGCGCCGCUGUCGGGUUGUACGGCAGGCGCGGGAGGGGAGG
Messenger RNA from Astrephomene gubernaculifera, 1266 nucleotides. The record is from the annotation of a GenBank genome assembly. NCBI's taxonomy places the organism in Eukaryota, Viridiplantae, Chlorophyta, Chlorophyceae, Chlamydomonadales, Astrephomenaceae.